Molecule: messenger RNA, 2289 nt
Organism: Thyridium curvatum
Lineage: Eukaryota; Fungi; Ascomycota; Sordariomycetes; Thyridiales; Thyridiaceae
Exons: 2
Coding region: 1-2289 (762 amino acids)
Biological process (GO): potassium ion import across plasma membrane; intracellular potassium ion homeostasis
Cellular component (GO): plasma membrane
Molecular function (GO): high-affinity potassium ion transmembrane transporter activity
Source: RefSeq, a predicted model, not a curated record
AUGUCUCGGUGGAAAGACUUUGCCGGCAACCACCCGCGUGCGGCCGCAUUCCUCGUCCGGGUGCGGGCGGUCCUGCCGCCCGUCAACUUCAUCACCCUUCACUAUGCCUACUUCAUCGUCGUCUGCCUCGUCGCCUCCCUCAUCUUCUGGGGCUCAUCCUCGGCGGACUUCCAGGUCAGCUAUGUCGACAGUCUCUUCUGCGUCGUCUCGGCCAUGACCGAGGCCGGCCUGAACACGGUCAACCUCAGCCAGAUGACCACGUGGCAGCAGAUCAUCCUGUUCCUGCUCAUCAUGUUCGGCGGCUCGAUCUGGGUCUCGAUCUGGACCGUCCUCGCCCGGAAGCGGGCCUUUGAGAACCGCUUCAAGGCGAUCGUCAAGGCGGAGGAGCUGCGCAGGCUCAGGAAUGGCGGCAGCAGUCUCAACAUCGGCCGGCCUCUGCUCCACAAGCUCUCCGUGUCUUUCAAGAAGUCUCACUCGACACCGGCGGAAGGCACGGGGCUGCCGACGACGGGAAGCAAGCUGCCCCCUCGCCCGGAGACCCAGAGCGGCGAGGCGACGUCAAAGCUGGCGCCGCCGUUUCCAAGGCUGGAGCCGGCGGUAUCACCGCUGUCGCCUCCGGUCGAGGGCAGUGGCCCGGGCCUGGUACCUACCUCAAGCGGCCACGUCUCCUUUGCAGACGGCGGGCGCUCGGCCAACCUCGGGCGCACCACUUCAGCAGGCGGCGGCCUGGACAUCCGCCCUACCCGGAGAGCGGGACUGGCUGCUGGUGUGUUCCCCGAGAAGGACACGCACCAGUGGGACGCCCCCAGCUUUCUGACUAGCCGCGCGGCAGGGCGCAACGGUCAGUUCCACGACCUCACCACCGAGGAGAGGGAAGAGCUCGGCGGCUGCGAGUACCGCGCCCUCAAGAUCCUGUCUGUUGUCGUCCCGCUCUACUUUGUCCUGUGGCAAGUCCUGGGGUGCCUCGGUCUGGGUGCGUGGAUCAGCCACAACCUGCCGGGGCCGGCCCUCCAGAACGGCAUCAACCCUUGGUGGCUGGGGAUCUUCAACGGCGCCUCGGCCUUCAACAACUCGGGCAUGUCGCUACUCGACGCCAACAUGAUCCCCUUUGAAGAGGCCUUCUACGUCCUGAUCACCAUGGCGCUCAUGAUCCUCGCGGGCAACACCAUGUACCCGGUGUUCCUCCGCUUCAUCUUCUGGACGGGGCUCAAGGGGCUCGAAUACUUUACCGCCGAGGACGACUGCGCCGACCUCAAGGCGACGCUCGAGUUCAUUCUCAAGUACCCGCGGCGGGUCUACACAAAUCUUUUCCCUUCGCGGCAGACUUGGUGGUUGCUCUUCAUGGUCAUCCUGCUCAACAGCAUCGACUGGGUUGCCUUUGAGCUGCUGAACUUUGGCAACGCAGUCAUAGAGGCCAUCCCCCUUGGCGCGCGCGUCCUCGAUGGCCUUUUCCAGGCUGUGGCCGUCCGAUCCGGCGGCUUCUACGUCGUGCCCAUUUCCUCUUUGUACAUCGGCCUCCAGGUCCUCUACGUCAUCAUGAUGUACAUCUCGGUCUACCCCGUCGUCAUCACGAUGCGCAACUCCAACGUCUACGAGGAGCGCUCCCUGGGCAUCUACGCCGACGACACGACCUCGUACGCGCAGCAGGCCGACCUCGAGCACGCCGCCGACCUCUACGAGCAGCGGUCCGUCGGCGCGGGCUCCGACGCCGCCACCGCCGUCCCCUCGCCCACGACGCGCAAGCGCCGGUUCUCCUCCGGCACGGGAGGGGGAGGGGGAGGCGGCGGCGGCGAGCUGCGGCAGGCGCUGCGCCGGACCUUCGCCCCCUGGCACGGCGUCGGCGUGGCGCCGCCGCGGCAGGCCGGCGACGGGUCCGAGAGCCACAUCGGCUUCAUCAGCCACCAGAUCCACGGGCAGCUGGCGCACGACAUCUGGUGGCUCGUGCUGGCCGUGCUCGUCAUCACGACCAUCGAGACGUCGCACUUCCUCGCCGACCCGGUGCACUACUCCGUCUUCAACGUCGUGUUCGAGGUCGUCUCCGCCUACGGCUGCGUCGGCAUCUCGGUCGGCGUGCCGUCCGACUCGUUCUCCUUCGCCGGCGGCUGGCACGCGGCCAGCAAGGUCGUGCUGUGCCUCGUCAUGCUGCGCGGGCGGCACCGCGGCCUGCCCGUCGCGCUGGACCGCGCCGUGCGCCUGCCCGGCGAGGAGCUGCACCGCGAGGAGGAGGAGGACCACCGGAUCCGGAGGAGCAUGACGAGCCGGAGGGUCAGCGUCGACACGACGGCGUGA